AUGGCCGACGAAGUGAGCCCCGUCGCGGAGUUACUGGGACAAGUCAUCUACCAAUUUACCGUUCUCAAGCCCUUCCUGCCCACAUACGGACAUCUUCUCGUUUCUGCUAUCUUCCCGAUAUAUAUUGGUGCUCACGCAUCGCUAUCGAGACCAACAUCCGCUGCGAAACCUCCCAAGAAGAAAGGAAAGAAGGGCGGGCGCGAAACGGACGACGAAGAUGAAGAGGAAGGACAGGGAUCAAUGCCGAAGAUGGAAGGCCUCCAACCAUCAGAUGCUCUGAUGUUCCCGUUGACCGCUGGAUUGACACUGGGUGGUUUGUAUUUGGUGAUAAAGUGGUUGGGAGACCCGGCUAUUCUGAACAAGAUCUUGAGCUUCUACUUCUCCCAGAUGGGGCUAUUUUUCGCCGUUGCGUUCCUCAAGGAUAGUACUGUGGUGUUCCGGUCGUUUGUCUUUCCCAAAAAGUAUCGCCAAGGGGGAAAGAUUUGGAAAGCCGAUCAGUCAAAGCGUGUUUUCACAGUUGAUGACGGCUUGGAGACCGUUGAAGCUCGAAAGUCUCCUCUACCGGGCGUCCUUGGAAGCAUCCCAUUGCCCAAUUUUCUACUAGCAACACUUUGGUUCUAUCGUGAUCUCGCAUACCAACGGGUUAAGAUUCGUACUCAUGUGCGUGGCCUAUUCGACGCAAAGGGUCGGUUGGGUUUGUCGGAUCUUCUCAGUGCUAUCGUGGGACUUUGUGCAGUUGGCUAUUUUGCUUUCGUAACGAAACCUUGGUGGUUGACCAAUUUCCUAGGGUUCAGCUUCUGCUACGGUGCCCUGCAGUUCAUGUCACCGUCAACGUUUUGGACGGGUUCGCUCAUUCUGGGCUCUUUGUUCUUCUACGACAUCUACUUCGUCUUCUUCACACCGCUGAUGGUCACUGUUGCGACAAAGUUGGACAUCCCGAUUAAGCUCCUGUUCCCUCGUCCUCCUGGUCCUAGCGAAGCCCCCGACACGACUUCUCUGGCGAUGUUGGGAUUGGGUGAUAUUGUCAUUCCUGGCAUGAUGCUAGGAUUGGCACUGCGUUUCGACCUUUAUCUUUAUUACAAACGAAAAGGCUUGCGAAAGAUACAAGCAGAAGGUAAAGGCGAAGCUCUCAUUAAGCCCCAAUACCAAACUGCGACUGGAGGCUGGGGAGAGCGGUUCUGGACAGGAACAGUUAAGCCUAGGGGACCUGAGCUGGAGCCUCCGUAUAACGAUGCUCGGGCUUUCCCAAAGACGUACUUCAAGGCCAGCGUUAUUGGCUACAUCUCGGGAAUGGUUACAACGCUUCUCGCCAUGCAGUAUUCCAAGCAUGCUCAGCCAGCACUCUUGUACUUGGUCCCGGGUGUCCUAAUAUCUCUAUGGGGAACUGCGUUCUUCAGACGAGAAAUCAGCGAUAUGUGGGAAUUCUCUGACGCGGAAGAGGAGGAGGAAGAGGACGAAAAAGAAGGAAAGAAAGAGAAGACUGGAAAUGGCAAGGAGCAAAAGGAUCAAAACAAAGAGAAGAACACCAAGAGUGUUUUCCUUCGACUUCUUUCCGGCGAUGCCAGUGCACUUAAGCUUGAAACGCCCGAAAAUAAAUCCGACGAAAAAGAGAGCAGGGAGAAACGCGACAGUGGGGCCUCCAAGGAGGGUACCAAAGCACAAGGAAGUGACUCGACCAAGAAAGACGGCAAAAAAAAGAAGGAUAAAAGCCACGACUUGAAUCUGAUUUCGUUUUCUAUUUCACUUCCCCGAAAGUCCAAAUCCGAGUCCAAGAGCAAGGCCAAUGGCUCAUCGUCAGAACAUUCGGGGAGCGAGGAUCAGGACAAGCCCAUAAGGGUUCCUACUGUUACCCCUGAGCAAGACAGUGAACCUCCGGCAAAAAGACUACGGCGGAGCCCUAGGACGGCAGAUGCAAGCGCGAAUGCAACAGUGAGUUUGGUUGCUUAG
Aspergillus ruber CBS 135680 is the source of this 1947-nucleotide messenger RNA. Its product is annotated as aspartic endopeptidase. The coding region runs from base 1 to 1947 and encodes 648 amino acids. NCBI's taxonomy places the organism in Eukaryota, Fungi, Ascomycota, Eurotiomycetes, Eurotiales, Aspergillaceae. The record is from RefSeq and is a predicted model, not a curated record. Gene Ontology annotation, cellular component: cytoplasmic side of endoplasmic reticulum membrane; membrane; lumenal side of endoplasmic reticulum membrane. The transcript has a single exon. Gene Ontology annotation, biological process: membrane protein proteolysis. Gene Ontology annotation, molecular function: aspartic endopeptidase activity, intramembrane cleaving.